AUGGAUCCUUUGUCCAAGGAGCAGCAUUCUUACAGCGAUGGACACGUAUUUACUUCUGCUACGGAAUUAUCUCCAUUCCAUUCUGAUGAUGAUGAUAGUAGUAAUCUCUUUGAAGAGGAAGAAGCAGCAGCAGCAGAAGAUGAAGGAGAAGAGAAAGUAGAGCUUUUUUCGUCUUCUCUUGCUACGAAACCGCGUGGUCUUGAAUUACUUCUUGCCCCACGUUCAUAUAGUAGUAAUGAAGAAGAAAAAGAACAAGAUGAAGACAUAGAGAAGCAAUUACAUGAUACACUUUUACCGUGGGCUGAAGAUGAUGAAGAAACAAGAAGUAUUGAGGAAGAUAUUGAUGAAGAUGAUGAGGAUGAAGACAUGAAUGCUGCAUCAGCUGUUAUGGCUAUUGGUUACGGAUCAUUUCAUAAUGUACCUGAUGUUUCCUGCUUACAUAAACAACGUCAUGAUUAUGACCCCAUUGAUGAUUUGGAAGUAUCGCUUCAGUCAUUACAACAUGUAGCACAACAGAAAGGACUGGAUACAACAGCAUUACGUUGUUGGAGUAUGAAGGAAGAUGGGAAAUUACUAGAUCCAGAUCAUCAUGAAUAUCGAAGAUUAAGAGACGCAUUACGAGCGUAUACGUACCUAUUACAAGGUGUUAUUCCAAGAGAAGAUAUAUAUUAUCUUGCAAUUUUAAGACGAAAAUUGGCACAGAUGGUAUUGCCAUUGGUGGAUGGACCUAUUAGUGUCAUAGCACUUGGACAUGUUGUCCCAGAGAAACAUUUUUACACGAGCAAGAGAUUGUUUCCGAUUGGCUACGAGACGCUUGUCAAGGUGCAACUGUCGAAUCCCGUGCCAGUUGCUUUUCGAUUACGAUGCAAAAUUGUGCAUGGCAACAAAAAAAAGUCUCCGAUUUUUGUGGUGGAACUCGAAAAUAGCGCAGUUGAAAUUGUAUUUAGGUCGUAUGUGGCGAGCAAAGCUUGGAAAAAGGCUCUUGUGCAUUUUGAGAGUCUGUCCGCCGACGAUUUGAUGACUCUAGUAUGCGGGUCGGUGGUAUUCGUAGAAACUGACGAAAACGGCAAAAGCAUUGAUGUGCUGACACCUGCUAGUAGUGAGGAUGGUUUUGGUCUACUUCGACGAAGUAUCACCCGCGUGUUAGAAGGACUGCACCAAGUACUGUUAUGCAGAGAUUAUCAAUUUUGGGAGCAGCGGCAUUCAAUCACGCCAGAUGUUCACGCUAAGAUUCGCUCGCGUCUGAAAGGGCAGUUAACGGAUGUGCUUCAAGCUCAUACUUCUUUUUCUAAGGAUGAGAUUAGUCAUCAGCUGUCACAAGAAUUAUUAUUAGAAGAGCAUUCCCAUGAUGCUGACGAUGUGCAGCGCUUUAAGCAGCAGGAAGAAAAGGAACAACGUGAAGCUGACAAACGUUCUGUUCGGAAAGCAGCGCGUAAACUUUUAGAAAUCGAAAUGAAGGCUCAAGCAGAUGCUAAAGAAGCUCAGCAGCGCGCAAAAGAAGCGCGCAAAAGCGCAAUUAUUGAAGCUAAGAUGGAAGCUGCUCGGCAAAAGGAGGCACGAAAGGAGGCAUUACGUCUCGCGAAGGAAGAAGAGAAGCGCAUGAGAGAGGAAGAAAAGGAAAUAAAGCGUGCGUUACGGGAAGAGGAAAAACGCAAAAAGUUAGAAGAGAAGGAAAAUUCUAUGAAGAGAAGAAUAGAUGAGCUGCGACAGCGUCGCCAAAUGCUCGAAGAGCAGAAAGCGAUUCUUGAGAAUGGUGUCGUGACGUCAUCGUCUCCGCGAAGAUUUAGCGACUCAAGGAAAAGGAAGGCCCCACCCGAUGCGCAGUCCAUUAGACAGCAACAGCUUGUGCUGCUAAAGUUUGUCGAAGAAGAAAAAGAGCGGCGACGACAGAUUUGUCUAUGGGAGAAGAGGAAGGAGGUGGAGAGGGAAGUUUGGGCUCGCGUAAAAGCACGCUAUACUUUAGAAUUACAGAACCGGCCCUCUUUAUCUGAUGACCAGUAUCCUCAACCUCAUGAGUACAACAUUUUAAAAAAUCAAGAUACCAAAUUUCCAUUGCAGGUAAUCUCUCAAGCCGCUGAUUUGGAUGCGGUCCCGUCGGAUUGUCAGGCUGAUUUACUUUUCGUGUGGGAUUUUAUUUCGACAUUCUCAGACUGUUUGAAACUGCCGGUACUUCCCUCACUCAGCGUCUUUGUGAAAAUGAUGACGUUGAGUGACGGGUCGAGCCCUGUUGGGGACGGUGAACUGGAUGAUGAUUCGAUUGGUACACUCUUUGCAUCAUUGCAUGCAGAGCUGUUAAAGGUGUUGAUCACCGAAUAUUUCCCGCUGCUUCAAAUGGGGACUACCAUAGAUGAAUUUUAUCGCACACGACCUAUGAACGCAUUUAGCUGGCCAGAACUUGCACGCGAAGUAUGUCAGUUUGCAAUGGAGUUCAAGCGUCCCAGCGCAGAUGAACAACUGCUGAAAUCUAUAAAGGGUGCCAGAUCAUACCGAGAUGAUUCAGUUACGCAUCCACUGCGUCAGAAGCUACAACGGCGAGGAACCAACUUGCUGAACGGGAUUCAGUUUGAGGAAGUGAAAGAGGAACCAGAGGCUGAAAGCUCGCAUGAAACAAUCUCGAACGGGUUGGCUUCUGACGCAAAUUAUUCAUCAGAAUUAAGCAAAUAUUACGGUGUUGUCUUUGUUGAAGGUGUAUUUAGUCGAAUUAAGAUGGAGGAGAAGGGUCAGAAUCUCGUCGUGACAGAAAUCAUCGCCAAAAAUAUUUCUGCAAACAACGCGGGAUCGUCCACUGCUACUGAGCAAAAGGAAGAUAGUGCUGAUCGAAUACGAGUUGGGGAUUACCUUUUGUGCGUCAACGGUCACGAUGUCCGCGAGACAUCACUUGAUGAAUUCAACUGUCUUUUGAGUAAGCUUCAGACUCCCCACGGUUUGCUACUGUCCUCGAUUGUUCCUGUGGUUAGGAAUCCCAUGAAACAUGUUGCAACAACGCAAGGAGCGACAAAAAUGAAGCGCUGUGGAUUCGUGCUAAAGCUUCUUCGAGCAAAAGAAAUUGCAGGACCGUUCAAUCAACCAGUGGAUGCUGAGCUUUAUCCUGACUACUACUCUAGCGGCGAUAUCACGGAGCCAAUGGACUUAGGCACGAUUUCUGAGAAAAUCGAGGACGAAGAUUACGAAAACGAUGACGUCGAGUCUUUUGUUGAUGAUAUACAGCUAGUGUGGAGAAACUGCUACACAUACAACUCAAUGAAAGCCGAAAUCUCGAACAUGGCUCAGAAAUUGUCGGCGAUUUUUGAGCGAUUAAUGAAAGAAUGGGUGUACACGACAGCAAAUCGACCGAUGGCUGCUGCAGAAGAAGAUAAUUGUCGCAAUUGUCGAACAAUUCAUGCGAAGGGCCAAUUGUUAUUGUGUGAUCGCUGUGACGCGCCCUAUCACACGUUUUGUCUUGAUCCUUCAUUGUCUGAUAUCCCUAAGCGCGAGUGGUUUUGCUUAUCGUGCCAUGCAAACCCCUCCUUUUUACCCGAACAGUUUCAAAAAAAGAUCCGUGACAUGGCUAACUCAAGUGACAACACGGGCAAUUGUGAGCGAAACGAAAACGACUUGACAGAGCUGGAAAAGCAACUUUUAUCUGCAAUUGACCUUCUAUCACAGGAAAACUACUCCAAACUAACCAUCAGUGACCGAUUAAAAGUGCUGCGAGUAUUGUGCGAGUUGAUGGAGGAGGCGUCCGCAGUACAGUCAGUGUAUCACUCUCUUCACGAAAAAGCAAAUGAUGUACGAAAGAAGCUGGGAGAAUCGCUGGCUGACUUGGAGCGCGAGUGGGAUCAGUUUACUCCGCCACACUCGUCGCACGGUGUUGAACAGACUAAGAAGUUUAUCAUUGAUGGUGUAGAGCGUGAGCUGACGGACGAGCUAUUGACGUAUCUGGAGGACAAAGCAAAGGCAGAGCUAGAAUCAAGACCCAUUCCUGUAUUACCCGAAAGUGCUAGGAAAAAGCUUUGCGACGAUACAAACAGAGUAAAGGAGGAACCCAUGGCUUUGACAACGGAGGAUGAUCCCUCCGACACGUCAAGCGUGAACAAUGCUUGUGAUGACGUGCGUGGUGCGGUGUUAUCACGUCCGGUGUGUGCAUUUUGCGGUUUGGAGGAUGGGGUUCUGAAUGGGCCGUUACGCUCUUGCAAGCAAUCCGCAUUGACAUCCCACACAACGCUGUUAAAACAUUACGAACUUCCGGAGCUGCUGAUAGGUGGAGGGGCUGAGAUGCUGACUGUGCGAACGCUUACGACGAACGACCUUGCAACCAUGCUUUUGGAAGAUACGGCAGACGGUGUACAAUAUUCUGAGAGCAGUUGUGACAUACCAAAUUACUCAUUAAGCCAGGAUGAAUUGGACAGCCGGCAAUCCCAACUCGAAAGCACAAAGAGAGUCGUUUACGCGAUCAAUGACCGUGUAGUAUUUGGAAUGAGUCGUGCUGCUAUCCAAGAUCAUCUGAGAGCUGCUACGCAACCAGUCUUGCUUUACCUGACAGUACUGCCUGGGGAGGCUGUUCGUGCCUCGGCAUCGAUUGUAAAAUGUCAUGGUCUGCCACUGAUGUUGGUUUUGGAUGGCCAUGAAUCGUUUAUUUUCGUUCAGUCGUAUCGCUCAUCAGAAGACGUCCCGGUAGGAUUUGGAGAGCUUUCCGGGCAAGUAUUUCCGGGUGACGUGCUCCUGAUGGUGAACGGUACUUUGACACGCGGUAAGGAUGUUGCUGAUAUCAAAAUGUUGUUUUCUACGAAGAGCCCUGUCGAACCUAUAUAUGCAGUUUUCGUCCGUCCCCCCUCCGCAAAAAUGAGAAAAGCUGAUGAAGAGUGGCAACGUGUUGUACAUGAUGCGCCUUCACAACGCGCGAGGAAGACAGCGUUUCGAGCUGGCUUGAUUACACCACAAAUGGGUUCGUAUGAGGUGAUCUUUCAAGACGGCCCGCUUGGUUUGGCAUUAGCGCUUGAAACUCGAGGUGUGGUUGUUAAAUCGUUGAAUGACCAUCCAGACGGUACACUGGGUCAAGCAUCAAUGAGUGGGAGUAUUUUGCGUGGAGACUUGGUGGAACGUGUCAAUGGUGCAUCCUAUGGCCAGCUGAAUGAUUUAUCUCAGUUUACGUCGUGGCUGCUAAGCCUGCCGCGGCCCCUAAAAAUCACCUUUUCUAGGCAACCACCUGGAGGAGGCACUCCGAUUGUGACCCCCGAAGAGGCAAAUAAGCGUCUUGCUGAGUUGUUGAGCAAUCCAUCUCUGCUCUAUAAACAGCUGAAGCUUCCUACAUUCAGCGAUGUUAAGACAUAUCGCGUCGAGUCGUUUCCACUGCCGUUUGAAGUCGAGAAUUUUCUGGAGUACCUCGGUGUCAUCGCAGUAAAGGGUCUUGUGUACUGUGAACAGUAUGCCAGCUCAAAUAAACCGGACGAAAAGGUAUCUGUAUCGACUGUUCGGAUCGGUGAUCGUAUUGUAGGGCUCAACGGCAAACCUGUCACCGGUUUGAGCUGGGCGACGGUGAAUGCGCUGUGUGCAGAAAUGUCAUCUACCUGUCCAGUUUAUAUCCAUUUUACACGCUUUGCUAAACCAAUGACGUUGCUACAAGCUCACGAGUCUUGUGUCGAAAGUGCCAAUGUUGCAUGGUCAGAAUGUGGAUCGAUGCUUCCUCGAAUUGAGAAAGCUCGAAAGAUGGAGAGCUUUAUCAAAUGGUCAAUCGUUCCAAGAACUCUAGCAUUCGGAAAGUGCCGACAUGGCUACUCCUUCUAUCGGUUUUCCUGUGAUCAUAACCGUUUGUUUGUUCUAUCUCCAGAAAAGAAGUGGUCAUUGUGUGCCACCAAAGAUCACCUCGUUCAGCUGCUUUCAUAUUUGGAUGAGGAUUCGAGAGACGCUAAGAUUGCUACUCAAAUUCGGUGGUGCUUUCAUUGGGUCCUUCACAGCGAAAGUACACGGCAUCGGCUCCGACAGGGUUUCACGUGUUGCGAAUACUCUAGCGAAGAUUAUAUCCGAGACGGGCCUUUUUCCAUUAAGAAGAAAGUUCUUCUGGCCAUGGACGGAGAUACGGAGAAAUACGAAUCGAUGGUGGGCUACCACGGACGCAAUUUUUUUCUCGGGUCAUUCCACACGCAGCAAGAAGCCGAACGCUCGCUACUACGUGCUGAGACAUCAAUUUGCUCCACGGGAUUCCAUACAGUGGUAGCAGCAGAUGUUACUUCUUUGCGUGAUGCAAAUUUUCCUUUGUCAAUUGUAGCUCCAUAUCCGAAAGCAAAGAGCGUGGUGAAGCGUCUUUUAUCGCGGAAGUACGAAUAUGGAAGCGCGAUAGAUCGAUAUGGAGAGGUGAAGCCCAUUCCAAUUUCACACGAUGUAUAUCAACUCAUUAAGCAUAGUCUUCGGUCGGACAAAGCAAUGUUAAACUGCAUUCAUGAUGUGGCAAGGUCCGGGGUGUACCAGACUGGGGUGCCACAUGUUGCGGUACCGAGAAUGCAAGGAGACGUACAGUUGCCUGCGUAUGCUGCCGCUCAAGCGCGUUACCAAGACGCUUUGAAGCGGAAACAUACACAAAUAGGAGACCUUUAUGCACACCAAAGCACUGAACAGUCGAAGCGGAAUCGAUAUGCAGAUUCAAAUGAAGCUGCAAGAAAGCAGCAACAAUUUGCACUUGGCGCGCCCAACAAUGCUGUUUCUUUUAAGCGGUCGCUUCAGGCGCUAGUGGAUCACGGGCGAUCAAUGCUGGCAGUUUGGAAUCGAUUUGCUGCCUCUGCUACUGUUCAGACGACAAAUGCGCUGGCCUAUGCAUGUUUGUCCAGUUUUGAAGCGAUAAAAAAGGUUGUGUCGCGUAUCGUUGUUGAUCCCACCGCAACCCAUCCGGACUCCAAAACAUUUGUGUGCCUCCAUCACGCGUACGUGAUGGGAUUGAUUUGCGCGAUGGCAACGCAGGCACUCACAACCAGCCAGAAAACACAUUCGGACUCGGCUUUGGUAAAGCAAGUGGCAGACGCGUUCGCGACAGCUAUUCUCAGUUGCGUGGAUCCAUCGAACAUGCUGCGCGCACGGGCACUCAGCGGGUUUGCUACUGCAGCGAAAAAGUGCGAACCGUCUCAACGCGCUGGUGAUUUGUCAGUUGAGCUCCACAAUGUUGCAAAUUUUGUAUUAAUGUUUUUGCGAACGACACAAUACCUGUCGGGUUCGAGUUUCGACGACCUAAGCAUUUGCCGGCCGCUAUUUACGCCGUCAACUCCAGGCGUAGAAUCUUUGCCUGCAUCGUUCGUGCAGCAGAUUAAUUUACUCGAGAACAUUCGGCAAGCUUUUUAUCGCAAAAUCAACAUUGCUUCCCGCGGAACCAUUCCUGGUCAAAAUCAGCCGUCUCUUCCGAUUCCGGCGUAUAGAGUGAUGCCAGGAUCGACUUCAAUGCCGAGAAACCUGACGAGCAAUCCUCAGACCUCAAACCAAGCCAGUAACAACGGCACACUUGUGGACGUGGAGUUUGGAUAUGGUCCACUAGGUGUUGUAAUCAACUACUCUAACCAAGGAACUAUUGUUGUUACAGAGUUCUCUAACGACAGCAACAACAUGAUGGGUCAGGCUCAGGCAAGCGGAAAGGUGCAGGUGGGUGACGAAGUCUAUGCGGUAAAUGGUAAUAAGUUGGAGGUUCUUGGUAUGGAGGGAUUCAAAACUGCAGUUGCUACUAGCAAGCGACCGCUACAAGUGACAUUCCGGCGAAUGUUGCCAUCUUCUCUUGGUGGGGCAGUACAGGUACAAAGUUCCACUUUCAACAUGGGAUAUUCGGCAAAUACAACUACUCAAGGGACGAUACCUUCUGCUGAAGUUGCGUCUGCAAUAAACCACCAAGCACAGCAACCAAGUGCCUCCAAUCAGCCGAUGACAGCAGGAAGCAUGAACAGCAACGGAUUAUACGGCAACCAGCAACCACGAAGUGAACCGAUGGUUAUGGGAAGUAGUAAUUUGAAUCCAGGCAAAGGUUUCCAAGGCGCAAACCCAGAACAGUUUCCUGGCAUGGGUGAAAAUAUCAAUUUGCUCCCUUUUCCAUCAGCGCCUUCAAGUGAACAAAUGGGAAAUCCAUCUUUGGAGUACGGAAAUCUACAAACGGCAGGUAACUUGUCAGAUUUCAUGGGUGAUAUGUCCGGGCAAACUUUUCCUGCUGUGCCUUCCAUGUGCAAUACGAGUUACGACACAUUGCCAAAUGCGUACACCGAUGAUGUGGCUAGCACUGCAAGUGUUCAAAACACAGGUGGAGGCUGGCAACAUGCACCUAACCCGAUAAUUUCUCAUUCAGUUCCUCCAGGGUCCGUGCUGAAUGCUAUGAAUGUGAACGAAAGUGGAAAUGUGCAAUCAAUGGAUUCUGAGCCGUUGUUGCCAAACGCAUCAUCCGGAAUGGGCUAUUCGUCAGCCCCACCGCCAAUAGCUGGAGCUCCGGUCUCAUAUCACAGCAAUAGUUCGACUGGUGAGUUUUUGAACUUUGUAGCAGGGAAUGAUUCCCAACUGCCGCCAAAUGGAGAUCCAUCACAGGUAAAUUAUUAUGAUGCAAACGAAACGACUUACCGCGGGACUUCAGACUUUGAUAUCGACACAAGUGCGACCACAUCGAACGAGACAACAGCUCUGACUACAGAACGUAGUACAAUCGCGGAUGUCGAUACAGAACCUGAGUCACCGUCGAUCUCACAGGUGACGACACCAGCACAGUCCGAUACGGACGCAGAACGUAGCGAAAUUGAAAGGCAGCGUGACCGCGAGGUGCAGUUAGCGAGAUUGCAGGAAGCGUCGAGAGGGUUACAAAGCAGCUCGGCAGAUGUUAGUUCGACUUCUGAGCGAUCUCGUACCAAUGCGCAGGCUCAACUUGCGGCUGCGGAGGCGAGCCAAACGGUCACAACGGUAGUGGUGUCAACACCUACCGUCUCGACAUCCCAGUCAGAACAAGCAACUGUAGUAAUUCCCGAAGAAAGCCCCCCACUGCAAACUGCAAGGGCAUCGGUUCAUGCUCAAACUGGAGGAAAGGAGCCUCGUGUAACCGACAAGACUAGUGUAUCCAGGAGAUCAUCACGCGUGUCUCGCAAAAUUACUAAUAUUGCUGAUAUGUAUGAUCCCGAUUUUGCCAAGACCCAUUCGAAAGGAGGCAGCGAAGCAGGGACAGAAGAACCGACGGAUGGAGAGGUUGGAGAGCUAGCAACUGAGUUGUUAGAAGCAUUUGGCGCGACAAUCCGUCCACGAAAAAAGGACCUCCCGCGUUCGUUGCUGCUUCUUCGAGCUCAAUUGCUUACUAUUGAAUCAGCAAUUCCGCGCGAUGCUUUUCGCUCGGGUCGAUGGGGACGCUCUAUUCGUGCUGCAUGGGCAGAAAUGGUUUAUGCGUGCGAUACCUCGGCUAUGCUAAUGGAAGCAGUCGUGUUCUUGGAAGCUAGCAUUGACCCGGAAUGGCUUGACCCGAGUUGGAAGGCAUCUCCGCUUCCAUCAGCGAAAAAUGCGAUCACCACAGCAACGAUAGCAUCUGCUGCAAUGCGGCUAUAUUCGUUGGACGACGCAAUUUCGUACGGACGUAUGAAGCGUGGAGGCAAGCGUAAGCAGCGAAACGCACCAGCAACUGCGAAUUCUAGUCGGCCUGGUGUGAUCCAGAAGACAACAAUAAUUAGCCAGGAACUGAACGCAGCCGAGCCUCGAGAACGGUCUUUGACAAUUUACGCACACCGAAAGGCUCGGAGUGAGGUCGCUGCAAUUACAUCACUCACGGAGGACCAGGUCGAACGAUGGAUUCAAGCAAGCUCGGCUCACCAAGCCCAAACAUCAUCAGCACAGCUUCAGAGCGUAUCCGGACGAUCUGCUGCGCUGAAGCGAAAACAUCCUGGCCCUCAACUAAGCGGGACGUCAGGCCAGCGCUCUAUUUCCAGUCGAAAGCGACGAGCCCAAAACUUAUCAAACGCUUCCACCCCAAUGGCAACGCCUCAGGAGACGCAAUAUGUUGAGCUGCGUUGCUUUCAAAUGAAGACUCCACAGCACUGUUUUCCCAUGGGAAGCGCACAGGAUGUAACACUGCGGUCGCGCUUAGAGCGUAUUAUGGAUAUAGUGUUGCGAAAUGAGUUGGCACUAGCAUUCUCUGCGCCAGUGAACGUAAAUGAUGUACCUGGGUACGCGAAUAUUAUCAAGCACCCUAUGGACUUGGGUACGAUCAGGAUAAGGCUGAGCCGUGGAUUUUACGACCAACGGUUCGAAAUGCUUGUGCGGGAUGUGAACCUUGUUUGGGAAAACUGCUUUACGUUUAAUCGCCUCGAUGCUGACAUCUCCAAGUGUGCAAAUCGAUUGCGAUCUAUCUUCAAUCGGCUAUUUGAGCAGUGGGUCACUGAAGUGCCACCCAACACCCCGGUGACACAUCUUGCCUCGGAGGAAUUGUGCAGGCAAUGUGGUCAAAUGAACGCGCAAGAGAGCAUGUUGCUGUGCGAUAGCUGCGAUGCAGCGUAUCAUGCCUUCUGUCUCCAGCCGCCUCUAACUUCCAUCCCACCAGGCAACUGGUACUGUCCACGAUGCCCAAUCAAGAAACUCUCUAUGUAG
Messenger RNA from Peronospora belbahrii, 10551 nucleotides. Lineage: Eukaryota; Oomycota; Peronosporomycetes; Peronosporales; Peronosporaceae. The record is from the annotation of a GenBank genome assembly.